This is a messenger RNA of Trichoderma breve, 252 nucleotides long. Its product is annotated as LSM domain-containing protein. Lineage: Eukaryota; Fungi; Ascomycota; Sordariomycetes; Hypocreales; Hypocreaceae. The transcript has 4 exons. Bases 1 to 252 code for a protein of 83 amino acids. Gene Ontology annotation, biological process: mRNA splicing, via spliceosome; spliceosomal snRNP assembly. Gene Ontology annotation, cellular component: U5 snRNP; U2-type prespliceosome; U4 snRNP. Gene Ontology annotation, molecular function: RNA binding. The record is from RefSeq and is a predicted model, not a curated record.
AUGGCGCCUGCCCAACCUGAGCUGAAGAAGUAUCUCGACAAGAGGCUGUUUGUCCAGCUCAACGGGAGCCGAAAGGUCAUCGGUGUACUCCGCGGAUACGAUGUCUUCUUGAACAUCGUAUUGGACGAGGCGGUCGAGGAGAAAGACGGCGGCGAGAAGAUUAGGCUCGGCAUGGUGGUCAUCCGUGGCAACUCCGUGGUCAUGCUGGAGGCUCUGGAGAGAAUCGGCGGCGACGACAGGCAGAACCGAUAA